Messenger RNA from Cavenderia fasciculata, 1830 nucleotides. RefSeq lists its product as uncharacterized. Gene Ontology annotation, molecular function: deoxyribonuclease II activity. Bases 1 to 1830 code for a protein of 609 amino acids. NCBI's taxonomy places the organism in Eukaryota, Evosea, Eumycetozoa, Acytosteliales, Cavenderiaceae. The record is from RefSeq and is a predicted model, not a curated record. Gene Ontology annotation, biological process: apoptotic DNA fragmentation. The transcript is spliced from 7 exons.
AUGCCAGUAGACUUGCAAAUGGGAACACCGAUCAUAACUGUUGAUUGGUGGUUCCUUUUUUCAAAACAAUCAGAAGACAACGAACAUGGUGGAGGCUUUGUAUACAUGGAUUCUAAUAAUCUAUACCUUGACAUUGAAGAAGAUCAACUGGUUCCAAACAAACCCGCUCAUGACCCGAUCAAUAUCAAAGUGUUUUGGGAGAGACAUACAAAGAGAGCUUACGAUAACAACAAGGAUGUCUACGAUGAUUGUAGAACAAAAGGGAGCAAAAAGGUCAAGGAAGGCUUGGUCAAACCCGGAUGUGUAGACCAAAAACGCAUAGAGGCACAGGUUUGGUACCAUGACAUCUUGGGUCGUGCCGGUAAUGGUAAAAAACAACCUACCGCCGAGGCUAGUGACGAUGAUAGUAUUAAUCAUGAGGAAGCGACAACCCCUGGUGGUUAUAGACACGCUCACGCAAAGUAUCUUAUAUCUGUAGACAGUGAGACUGGAAAUGGAUAUAUUAUCGACCAUUCACUCAACAUUCCAUCACUCCCAAUUGAUACAGGCAUUCAAUGGUCUGAGGACUAUCAGCUUUUUGGUGAAAAUGUUGGUGGUUCAGAUGGCAAGUUUGUAAUGUCACAUCACAGUUUUUGUACCAAUUUCGAAGCAACUGAAUUUGACCAACUAAUGAUCAUUAUUGGGAGGGGAAAUCCACACUUCACCAGAACAAACUAUAUGGAUGAUCACCCUGAUCCGGAUAAACAAGGUUCGCUCUUAUCCAAAAACCACCAAUACAAUAUCAAAGAGAGAAUUGGUGAAGUAUUGGGUUUAUUCGACGUACCAGAUGGAUUGUGUGAGGAUUUUUACAGCACUCUUUUACAGUAUGCCAAUGUGGAAACUAACGAAGGAGCAACCGAAAGGGAAAGAUUAGCUGCUUUUAUUCGUCACCCUGCCAAUAACCCCCUUGGUAUUUGUAUUAAUACUAUGAAUCUAGCCACUGGAAUGACCAUUUAUGGUUUUGAUAUUAGAAUGAAACCAUUUGAACUUUCUGACCCCGGUUUGCAUACUGGUAGGGCUGGUAUGCUUGACAGCAAUGUUCAAAAGGAAGUGGGUCAAAUGAAAACAAUUGCUCACCUUGGAAUGGAUCCAUUCACAUUCAUUGCAAAGACUGAUCAAGAUGUUUACUUUGUCUCAACCUAUUCACAACCCCGUCGUAUUGAUAUUCCAUCUAUUUAUGUAGCCGACGAAGAUUGGGGAAUCUUUAACAUCAGGGGUUGGAAAUAUGAUGGUGCUGUUAAUCAACACAGACAUGAAAAAUUAUCAUUCUCAAUAUUAGGAAGAGUUUGUGUUGGUGAUGCAAAUAGAAAUUUGGUUCAUACUCUAUAUGCUGGAAUUUAUAUAUGUUUCCAAAAUAAAAAGCUGGCAGAUGAACUCUAUGAGAUGAUAAACCAUAUUGAUAUAUCGAAUAGUUAUACUUAUGAUCAACAAGGAACCCUUUUGUUUCCAGAUACCCCUGAUAUCAUUGGUCGAGAAGAAUUCCCACCAAUGUCAAAUAGGUUGGAUGCUGUCGAGAGAGCAUUGCCAUCUCUGAUGUUCCCACUUGCUGGUCAAACUACCACUACCACUACCACUACUACUACAACGACAACGACAACUACAACUGCAACUACAAAUAAUAAUAACAACAAUAACAAUAAGAACACCAAAAAGAGGUCAUCCAAAGCAACAUUAAAAAAUCCAUCAAAAUCAAAAUACUCUCGUGUAUCUUCUGACAAUGAAGAAGAUGAUGACAAUAAUUAUAAUAACCUUUCUGGUAAUGGAUAUGAUGAUGAUGAAGAUGAAAAUUAA